CGCAGUUGUUACUGCUUCGUUUUCAUAAAAAAUUAUUAUUGCUUAUAAUUUGGAUUCAUUUAUAUAAAAGUUAUUUAAUAUACUGUUUGAAAUGUUGGGUCCGGAAGGAGCACCGUUUAAAAAUGAAACCUUACUAAAAGAAGACGAUGAGACAUGUAGUAUGAAGAACAGAAAAAUACCUGUAGAAGGCACGGCUAGUUUGGAGAUACAUUCAUACAGAAGCCCAAAGAAUUGGAAAAAAUCUAUUACAAACUUUUUUCGAAACCAACUUCGAUCAACGAAAUCAAAUGAUGGUGAUCUACCUUCGGGAAGCAAAGAAAAUUUUGAAGAAAAAGAAAUUAGUCCAGAACAAAAGUGGCAAUCGUUGGGGAAGGUGUUCAGGCGACAAAGUUUUGCCGAACAUUGGCCAAAGUCUUCAAAUCAACAAAGCGAAUCUUCAACUCAAAAUAAACGCCAUGGUGUUAGAAAAGUGAUCUCCAGUUAUUUUGGGAAAUCUCAAAAAUGUACAAUUGAUACAAAUGAAAAGUAGCUUUGAUAAUUAAUACAAUUUUUUUUUUU
Molecule: messenger RNA, 558 nt
Organism: Pararge aegeria (speckled wood butterfly)
Lineage: Eukaryota; Metazoa; Arthropoda; Insecta; Lepidoptera; Nymphalidae
Exons: 2
Coding region: 92-529 (145 amino acids)
Source: RefSeq, a predicted model, not a curated record